Messenger RNA from [Torrubiella] hemipterigena, 1947 nucleotides. The record is from the annotation of a GenBank genome assembly. Lineage: Eukaryota; Fungi; Ascomycota; Sordariomycetes; Hypocreales; Clavicipitaceae.
GGGGCUGCACUUUCUUGCGCAACGACACUUGUUCAUCCAGCAUUCUGCACCAUCUACUUUGUCCUGCCACGACGAAGUGUCCUGACGACUCCGAGUGUGAAUUUUGGAAACUCGGGUAUUUGGACUUUAAAUUUCAAUUGACCUAAGCAUACGAACGGCGCGACGCUUUGGCUUGGAUCACCCUUGACAUCCCGCCCUUGGCUCCGAUACCAGCACGAUGCCUGCGAAGUCGAGAUUUACAAGGCUUGAUGCCUUCACAAAGACGGUCGAUGAAGCUAGAGUGCGUACCACCAGCGGUGGUGUCGUAACUAUUGUUUCUCUUAUUGUCGUCGUCUUCUUGAUCUGGGGAGAAUGGGCCGACUACAGAAGAGUGAUCGUCCUACCUGAAUUGGUUGUCGACAAGGGCAGAGGUGAACGCAUGGAUAUUCAUCUCAACAUCAGUUUCCCCAAGAUGCCCUGUGAGCUUCUUACCCUCGAUGUCAUGGAUGUGUCUGGUGAGCAGCAGCACGGCGUCGCCCACGGUGUUCACAAGGUGCGCCUCCGACCGGAAUCCGAAGGUGGCGGUGUUAUCGAAUCGUCUGCCUUGAACCUCCAUGACGACAGUGCUGAGCAUCUCGACCCCUCUUACUGUGGUGAAUGUGGUGGCGCCCCCGCUCCUAGCAACGUUGUGAAGCAGGGAUGCUGUAAUACUUGCGAGGAAAUUAGAGAAGCAUACGCUCAGCAGUCCUGGGCCUUUGGUGAUGGCAGAGCCUUUGAGCAGUGCCAGCGCGAACAUUACGCCGAGAGACUGGAAGAGCAGCGCCACGAGGGCUGCCGCAUUGACGGAACCCUCCAAGUUAACAAGGUUGUCGGAAACUUCCAUCUUGCCCCGGGACGCUCUUUUAGCAAUGGAAACAUGCACGUUCAUGACCUCAAGAACUACUGGGAUGUGCCCGACGGCAAGACGCACGAUUUCAGCCACGUUAUCCACUCGCUGCGAUUUGGCCCCAAGCUUCCCUCCGAUAUCCGCGAUAGGCUGGGCAAGGCCGGCAACCCAUUGGCUUUCCACAACAUGAACCCUCUUGAUGGAGCCAUUCAGAACACCGUUGAUCCUAACUUCAACUUCAUGUACUUUGUUAAGAUUGUCCCCACGUCUUUCUUGCCCUUGGGCUGGAACUCUGUUAGUGGCGGCCGUGGACGCAUCGAAUCUCACCAGUACUCUGUCACUAGCCACAAGCGCAGUCUUGCUGGUGGCGAUGAUGCUGCUGAAGGACACGCUGAGCGCCUUCACUCGCGUGGCGGUAUCCCUGGAGUUUUCUUCUCCUAUGAUAUUUCUCCCAUGAAGGUUAUCAACCGCGAAAGCCAAUCCAAGACCUUCCUAGGCUUCAUUGCCGGUGUUUGCGCUGUGGUUGGUGGUACGUUGACUGUGGCUGCUGCCGUGGACCGUGGUCUUUUCGAAGGCGCCAACAGAAUGAAGAAGAUUCGCUCCAAGGAGCUAUAAGGUUGCGUUGGCCUACUUUGGCCAUGAGCUGCAUGGGAUCUGGCGUUUAUGAGUACGUUUUUUUCUGGAAUAUGUCGACUUGGGCAUGAGGAGCAUUAUGGAGAGCGGGAGAAAAGCAGACUGGUCACUGGUGUUGAUUGACAUAUAUGAAGAGAGUUUUAUACAAUUUUGAUGGCUGAUAUACGGCCUUUUGUUCAUGCUCAACGUUUUAUUCCAUUGUGUAUCGACGAGAGCGAGUUUCCGCGCGUGAGGUACUGUGGGUUAGAUUCCACCAGCUGUUUGGCGCUGCGCUGGAACGAAGACCGCUGCUGUAACGUAACGAGUGAUUGCCCACCGGGAGGGCCAAGCAAAAUGUUUCAGAUGGAAGCUGCCAGUUAAUUUAGCUGUCUCCCUUGGCCAGAAGUCGCAGUUUGGGAGCGGCCCAGGUUUUCAGUGGCUCUGUCGGGCUUUGGGUCCGCCUUUCAACC